UAGGGGCUUCUAUAAUUACGGUAAGUCACUCCUCUAUAUAUAAGGCUAAACCUAGCUCUUAAUUUACCCUAGCGCCACAACAGAAAUUGAGAGCACUCACAUACCGCAGCAGCCGCAGAGGGAACAAAAUGACUUUCAAGCGCAGGAAUGGUGGGCGUAAUAAGCACGGGCGUGGACACGUCAACUUCGUAAGAUGUUCAAACUGCGGGAAGUGCUGCCCAAAAGAUAAGGCUAUCAAGAGGUUUCUGGUGAGAAACAUCGUGGAGCAGGCCGCUGUUAGAGAUGUGCAAGAGGCCUGUGUCUAUGAUGGGUAUGUUCUGCCCAAGUUGUAUGCAAAGAUGCAGUACUGUGUUUCGUGCGCAAUUCACUCCCGUGUGGUGAGGGUUCGCUCUCGCACUGACCGCAGGAACCGGGAGCCACCAAAGCGUUUCAUCAGACGCAGGGAUGAUAUGCCAAAGCCUGCUCAGGGUGCUCCUGGAGCUGCACCUCGUCCAGCUCCUGGACUUGGAGUGGGGAAUCCCCUACGCCCAUGAAGUCAUGUUCUUCCAUUUUCUAUUAUGCUUUCCUAGAACUUGAGUACUG
Molecule: messenger RNA, 582 nt
Organism: Pistacia vera
Lineage: Eukaryota; Viridiplantae; Streptophyta; Magnoliopsida; Sapindales; Anacardiaceae
Product: 40S ribosomal protein S26-3
Exons: 4
Coding region: 129-533 (134 amino acids)
Biological process (GO): translation
Cellular component (GO): cytosolic small ribosomal subunit; ribosome
Molecular function (GO): structural constituent of ribosome; mRNA binding
Source: RefSeq, a predicted model, not a curated record